AUGACCGACUCCGCUCAAAUGAUCCGUCGGUUCUCUAUUCGAAUCUACCCCUCCCGCAUAAGUCUCCCAGAGAAGCUACAAUUAGCUCUUCGAAUCAAAAUGGAGAUGGAUCGAUGGCUUGCCGGGCUUCCAGAAAGAAUUAGACCAAAUAUCGGUGUGCGUGGGUCUCCGCGAAGUGCCCCCAAAGAGACCCGAAAUGGGCGAGGAGGCAACGGCUCGUCCUGGGAAUCCCUAUGCCCAUCACGGUUACUCCCUGCUACCCUUCAGCGCGCUAACGGAUUGCAGCGCGCAGGCUCCUACAACGAGAAGAUGCUCCUGCUCCGGCCGUUGUUGAGCCACUUUACUCGGACGUUUCGGCAGCCCCCCUAG
Penicillium chermesinum is the source of this 369-nucleotide messenger RNA. RefSeq lists its product as uncharacterized. The transcript has a single exon. The record is from RefSeq and is a predicted model, not a curated record. NCBI's taxonomy places the organism in Eukaryota, Fungi, Ascomycota, Eurotiomycetes, Eurotiales, Aspergillaceae. Bases 1 to 369 code for a protein of 122 amino acids.